This is a messenger RNA of Loa loa (African eye worm), 1488 nucleotides long. RefSeq lists its product as hypothetical. The record is from RefSeq and is a predicted model, not a curated record. NCBI's taxonomy places the organism in Eukaryota, Metazoa, Nematoda, Chromadorea, Rhabditida, Onchocercidae. The transcript has 11 exons. Bases 1 to 1488 code for a protein of 495 amino acids.
AUGGAUUGCAUUUUGAAGGUUUUUGCUCUUGAGGAAUCUGACAUAGUACGGAAAGAGAUCGUGAAACUGCUGCUGCCAUCAUAUAUGAAACCAGGACUGAAACCGGAUGAAGUGAUCCGUCGCAUAAUUGUUAUGGGACGAGAGAGUGAAACCGCUGCUUUGUCUUUCCAUCAUAUAGUUAUUACUGAAAAUUUAAUUUCGGUCGGAAAUGCUGUUCAACAUGCGAAAUCAUUAGUGCUUGCUGUAUAUAAAACAUUGCGUUCACUGGAAGAAGUCGAUGGUUGCGAAACAGAUGAAGCAAUGUCCUUAUGCGCGGAGGCGACCAUAUGUGAAUCAUUCAUUCGGCCAGUUCGGGAUGAAACAAGCGAAAAAUUUGAGCUUUGGAAUUCAUCACAUUUGCUGCUGAACUGUUUGGUGGUAAUGUGGUUUCCGCUACGUCUUAUCUUAGAUAAUGAAAAGUAUGCAAAGGAAAAUGAGAAUCUGCGAAGACUUAUCACUAAAUUGUUUAAAUUUGCAUUUUUGCGCUAUCGAAAUACACCGAUUUUGGAAGCAAUAAUGCAUUUGGGAAAGACCUUGGACGACUGGAAGGAAGGAAGAGUAUUAGUACUGCAGGAACUGUUGCAAAAUGAUAGUUUGGAUGAUGAAAAAGCAGCAAUUUACUUGGAAGCAGCUACCAGUUGGGAUUUUUUGGCUCUCCUGAAAUUUAUCGAUGAUGCAUUCGAAACUGUGAAACGCGAAGUGUGCGAGGAUAGUCCACCGAAGAAGCGUGAAAGGAAGUCGAAACUUACGGCUGACGCGUUUAAUCGGUCAUUAUUAUAUUUGGACCGCAUUAUAAAGCAACCAGAAAUGAAGCAUGAUCUGGAGCACAACUAUCCUAUUUAUCUUUCCAGAUAUUGCAAGGCUCUCACUUCAUUGCGUCAAUUAAUCAUGGAAAAUAUUUUGCAAAAAAGACUUCGAUUCUCUACCUUUACUUUUACUUUUGAAAAUAUAAUUUGCGGUAUUCGUACGCAGUAUAUUCUAGCUGUUAUGAUUCUUACUGGCAGUAAGCAGGAUGAGGAAGAACUGUUGAAAAAUAUGCGGGAUGAUGUAAAAUGGUUAAAAGAGUCGGUUGUGCCAGAAUUUUUGACGGAUCUAACUGACGAGCAGUUGGAUAUAAUGAUCAAAGUUUUCGAGACAUAUAUCGGUUUGUGGACACAACAACUUAAGACUUAUAACACGCCAUUUGCGUUCAGAGCAGAACUGUAUGAUGUUCAGUGGAUUGAUAAUAUGAAAAACAGUCGUGGCGCUGUUCGACUUCUUGUAGUUGUGAUAGAAUUGUUCAAAAAUUUGAUUAUUACUGCGAAGAUAGCUGAAGCAUGGCUUUCUAUCUACAGCACUUUGAACAGCUGCGGAUUGCUAACGUCGAAUAUAAUUGCUGAGCAAGCAAAAAUUAUUGCUGACAUAGUUUUAGAAGGAUUUUUGGUGACCAAUAAAAAUGUAUUGGUUUAA